This is a messenger RNA of Anastrepha ludens (Mexican fruit fly), 828 nucleotides long. RefSeq names its product sodium/calcium exchanger regulatory protein 1-like. Gene Ontology annotation, biological process: fatty acid transport. The coding region runs from base 340 to 675 and encodes 111 amino acids. NCBI's taxonomy places the organism in Eukaryota, Metazoa, Arthropoda, Insecta, Diptera, Tephritidae. The transcript has a single exon. Gene Ontology annotation, molecular function: fatty acid binding. Gene Ontology annotation, cellular component: cytosol; nucleus. The record is from RefSeq and is a predicted model, not a curated record.
UUAUAUUUUAUUGAUGACAAGGCAAAAAGAAAGUAUAAAAAUAAAGCCAUUCUAUCAGAAGGCAGCUCAGUCAGCUCAGUCUCAACCUGAUAGUUGGAAGGCAGUUAUUUGCCCUAACUGAAAAAAAUAAUCUUUUAUUUACAAAGGAAACUUUAGUCGGCAGGUUUGCCCUAAAGCUCUUCCAAAAAAAUAAUAGCACCUAUACAUUGACGAUCCUGCAUCACCUUUACAUGGCGAUCCUGCGUAUGAUCCUAAACGCUAAAUAAAUUAUUAGUAAAAUUGGCUGUCUCGGAAGGAAAGAAAUACAAAUUAGAAAAGAGUGAAAACUUCGACGAAUACAUGAAGGAAUUGUGUGUCGGUAUGAUUCUACGCAAAAUGGGUAACAGUGUCAGCCCCACCGUUGAACUGAAGAAGGAUGGUGAUAAUUACUCUUUCACCACUACCUCAACCUUCAAGACAACUACGAUCAACUUCAAGCUGGGCGAGGAAUUCGAUGAAGAGACACUUGAUGGUCGCAAAUUGAAGAGCGUCUUCACUCUGGAUGGCAACAAAUUGGUGCAAGAACAGAAGGGUGACAAACCAUCGACCAUUAUUCGUGAAUUCACUGACUCCGAGCUAGUGACUCCUCUCACCCUCAACGACGUGAAGUCCGUCAGAGUCUACAAGGCUGUAUAAAUGCGCAGUGCGCUACAUGCGAAGUUCAAAACAACAGUAACAAAAAGCUAAAGUAAUUUAAAAUAAAAAUGCCACUUCUUGCGAUAAACUAAUGAUUGAAAAACUAACUAUCAUACAGCAUACAUUGUACUUUAUAUAACUACAUAUAUAUUA